Tupaia belangeri chinensis (Chinese tree shrew) is the source of this 968-nucleotide messenger RNA. Its product is annotated as paired immunoglobulin-like type 2 receptor beta. The annotation marks the transcript as partial. The transcript has 7 exons. Gene Ontology annotation, molecular function: MHC class I protein binding. The record is from RefSeq and is a predicted model, not a curated record. NCBI's taxonomy places the organism in Eukaryota, Metazoa, Chordata, Mammalia, Scandentia, Tupaiidae.
CCCCGCCUCCAGCCUUUCACCCACCCACACCUGUCCCAGGCUGGCAGUAUCCUCCAUGACAGAAGUCACCACAGGGUCUCCUCAGCUUUACCAGUUCCAGGUGUCUUCUCAGCCCCUGGGGAGUAUGGGCUGGCCCCUGCUGCUGCUGCAGCCGCCACCCGUGUUUCUGUUCUGCAAGCUGGAAGCUCCGCAGGAUCCAGACCACCGUAUGAGCAGGGAGUGGACCAACCAGAACACCCCGUGGGCGGCUCCAUCGAUAUCCCCUUCUCCUUCUAUCACCCCUGGGAGUUACCCAGAGAUCCCGAAGUGAGUAUACACUGGAGGCGGCACAACUUCCAUGGAGAAAUCUUCUUCAGCACCACCCCGCCUUUCACCCAUGAGGAUUACAGGAACCGGCUGACCCUGAACUGGACGGAGGGUCAGAACAACGGCUCCCUCAGGAUCUCCAACCUGCGAAUGAAGGACAGGAACGUGUACUUCUGCCGGGUCAGUCUGAACACACUGAACAAUGGCAAGAAAGAGAGGAAAGAGUGGCAAUCCAUCCAGGGGACCAGGCUCACUGUCAUGUCCGCUGUCAAGACCACUACCAGGAGUCCCUCCAGCAUAGCCUCCACUGCCAUUACAGCCACCAUAGAAGGCAAAAGGAACUCAGGAUGUGGGCCCCUGAGUCUGGGGACUGCCAUCUGGCUGCAAAUGGCCUGCCUGGUGCUCAAAGUCGCCUUUUUGGGACUGAUGCUCUUUCUGAGGUGGAAGAGAGGGAAAGGUCUGCAGCCUAAAGCCAAAACCUCAGCCGGGGACCCCUUCCAGAACACUGAGAAGAAAUAUGAGAAUCUUGAGAAUAAAGGAGUCAACAUGGUGACCCCAAGAUAAGCAGCCCAGACAAGGGCCUGACAGAAUUAAAAAGAAGCUGGGAGAAGGCAAGAUGGAGGAACAGAGGGACUGUGUAUGGGCAAGGCCCUCAGGUUCAG